AUGAAGUUCACUGUUUUCAUCUCUACUCUCUCUCUCCUUGCCACGACCACCGCAGGCGCUCUCCGCCCCAUCGGAGAUGUCGUUAAGCGCGACCCCUCCGGCAGCUUCAGUCUGUACGACUACGGUGUUGCCAGUGGUCCGCUGAAGCUCUUUUACGCUGAUGGACUCGCAUACUUCGGCUCCCCAUCCGCAUGGUCCGGCUCCGUCGUCACAGACGUCACCUUCACUGCCUCCAACAGCCAAGUCAUUGCGCACUCUGCAUCCUCCGUCACCAUCCCGUCAAACUCCCGGCUCUACGUCCGCCCAGACACCAACAGCGCCGCGCCAGUCGGGUUCACGGGUUCCAAUACCCCGGCCGACGCCGUCACUGAUAGCUUCACGUGGUACGGCGCGUGGCUGUUUUAUCAGAAUGGGAAUGCCCUGGAGAGUAAGUUCUACGUUAAGGAGACUAGCGUGAGUGGUGUUUGGCAGUUGUUUUGGCUUAGUGGGGGGUCCACCGAGGGGUAUAAGGCGGGGAAUGUGAGGAACUUUGCGUAG
Molecule: messenger RNA, 537 nt
Organism: Aspergillus steynii IBT 23096
Lineage: Eukaryota; Fungi; Ascomycota; Eurotiomycetes; Eurotiales; Aspergillaceae
Exons: 3
Coding region: 1-537 (178 amino acids)
Source: RefSeq, a predicted model, not a curated record